UCCUGUAGAAAGGGCACAUGACUUUUUAUUUACAUUUUUCUAAUAAACAGUCAACAUGUAUAUUUUCAUCUUGAUAGCCUCAAAUAUUUUAGCUAUUGUUGUUGUCAUUUACAUAUUUGUGAUCAUCCCAUGGCUAAACCGAAGAAAAAUACAUGCAGAGCCGGCACAAGUGGUUGGAGAUGUGGACGGACUGGAUAUAUUAAAGAUGAUAAACUUGAGAAAAAUUUUGCCGGUUGGGUUGUCCAGUGGUUGGAGGUUGUGUGGAUGUGUGUUUGGUACAAGAAGCUGGAAAAAGCAACUGACCAAUGGGACUGGUGUUGCGAGAAAUCUCAGAGGCACACAGGAUACAUCAGAUCUCUAUGCUGCCUUUAAGACAAUCCAUGUCUCACCACAGGUUGUGUUAAACACUAUCAAAGAUCCCACCAAGAUUCAGCAAUGGAACCAGGAUGUAGUAGACAUCACUCAAGUCACCAUAGCAACCAGUACACAAACAAAGAAUGAAGGUCCAACAGAGCAUGGCCUACCAGGAAUUUACUCCGACUCUGUGGGUUUGGAAUGUGAGAUUGGAUCCAAAGGCAAGCAUGCACACAUGUACCAUACAAGAUUUAAAAGGUACUGGUACAGAGAGAUGAAUGGUUGUUGCUGGUUUCUAGAGGUUUCAAAUGACAAUGGGGAGUGGGCAUACUACCUAGCACAGCCUGUACAAGAGCUUAACCAGUGUAUGUUGACAGUUGUGAUGCAUCCUGGUUGCACGAGAGUUCCUCCUUUAUCAGACCUGCCAUCAUCACGUCUUGCCUCACUCCAUGACUACCUCCUUCACAGGAGAGUUCAGUCAACCCCACUACGUACCAUCACUCUUCCAAGCAAUAUAAAACAAAUGCAACAGACUGACUCAUCAAAACAUUCAUGCAAAUCAGUUUCAAAACGAGAACUAAGAGAUUCUAAUAUUAUAUUACAGUAUAAGGAGGGAGUGCCAUCUAUUGCAGAGUCCACUGAUUCUAGCUCAAGUUCAUUGGAUUCAAUGCAGCAUUGUAACAUUUCAAAUAAAUCUACAAAGUCAAACUCAUUGCAGUCACAAAAUACAAAAAUACAAUCAAAAAGCUCUGAUAUUCUAAACACAGGAUCAUCUCCAAGUAAUCCAGAUUCCAACAAAGAACGUUUAAAUGAACAGAAUCCAAGUGCCCGUGCUAUCCAGCAAGCUUUAAGGAAGCUUAACAUAUCCAGUGAUACUCAAGUCCAAGGUGCUAAUACAAGAGGGGGCAGGGGUGAUGUUGUGCCAAGGGGAAGGUCCAAAUCUGAUACAGCCGUGUCACAACACAAAGGAUUGAAUACUUGGACAGAUGAUGAGGUAGAUGAACAGAGAUACAGGUUGCUAGGCAACAAUGGUGAUGGAGUAGUGCUGGAAGAGGUAGUGCAUGUAUCAAACAUAGAUGUCAGCAAGCCAUGGCAACAACAGGCUGAAAAUACAGGGGGCUGGGUGUUUUGUGGCAUCGACAAAGACGUAGUUGUCCUGAAGAAACUAUAUGAGGAGGGUGGGCCUAAACAGAGCUACCUUGGAAAGGGCAUUGUGCCUGUAACUCCUCAGAUACUGUUUGACACCAUACGCAAUCCUCGUACACGCUUCACAUAUGAUGACAUGUUAAAACAGCUUGAUGUCAUACAUGAUUUUGGAAAUGGACUGAAAAUAUUGUACUGCUACUUUGAGGUGCCCCAGAUGUUCCGCAAGGAGGGCAUUGACUGUUACCUUCUCCAGUCUGAGCGUGUGGAUAACCAGCGUUACAUCCUCAGUCUACAGUCAAUUGACUGGCCCCAUGACACACAGAAUAAUGCAACAAGGCAGCCAGACACCUUACGGUCUACUAUCUUGCCCUGUGGCUGGCUGAUAGAGUCUGCUGUAAAGAAGAAGACUGGGAGACUUCAGUCAAUGGUGACCUACUUUAUACAGAUGGAGUUGAAUGACAGCAAAGAGGGAAGUGGCUCCGUAGUAGAAGAGCUAGUAUCCAAACAACCCUUUGCCAUAUCACAAUUGAGACAAUAUUUAGCGCCAUCUGCCUAUGUAUCCAGGUCAAGGUCAACAUCACAGGAGGAUGUUUGAACUCCCCAUGUUGUAGAUAUGAUAAGUUAAUGGAGCUUCCUAAUGAUUCAUUACUCAAUGGUGGAAGGGUGGAACUUUCUUUUGAUAUCAUUAUUAUAAAUUGAUCAUAGUGCCUAUAUCUUACAGCAUUACAUACCUAGCGAAACAUUUGUAUGGGAG
Molecule: messenger RNA, 2254 nt
Organism: Owenia fusiformis
Lineage: Eukaryota; Metazoa; Annelida; Polychaeta; Sabellida; Oweniidae
Source: the annotation of a GenBank genome assembly